Messenger RNA from Chelonia mydas (Green sea turtle), 4140 nucleotides. RefSeq names its product zinc finger protein 420. Lineage: Eukaryota; Metazoa; Chordata; Testudines; Cheloniidae. Gene Ontology annotation, molecular function: DNA-binding transcription factor activity, RNA polymerase II-specific; RNA polymerase II cis-regulatory region sequence-specific DNA binding. The record is from RefSeq and is a predicted model, not a curated record. Bases 187 to 3018 code for a protein of 943 amino acids. Gene Ontology annotation, biological process: regulation of DNA-templated transcription. The transcript is spliced from 7 exons.
GCCGCUCCCGGCCCCUCCCGGCAGCCAGGCCGCGGCUCCCUCCCUCCCUGCGGGCCGCGCUCGCUCUGCUCCGCCCGGCAGCGGGGCCGGCCCGUGGCGAGGCGGCGCCGGGACUCUGCCCAGCCCGCAGCGGGAGCGGGGCUCGGCCGGGCCGGGCCCGCGGGAGCAGCCCCGCCCGGGGGGGCCAUGGCCGAGCGGGCCGCUGCCCAGGCUCCAGAAUGGGACCCGGAGUCAAAGCGCCCAAUGGCUUUACAGUCCCGCUCUGACCCCAGACAGACUUCCGAGAGGGAGAACCAGCUGCAGCCGGCAAAGCUUUCCAUGUGGCCUGCAGUAGCUGCAAUCCAAGCUGUGGACAAGACAGUGGAUUCCCAUGCCACGCGGUUACUGACUCUGGAGAGGAGAGUGGGAACAGCUGAGAAGAAAUUAGUCGAUUGUGAGAAAACGGUGAUACAAUUUGAAAGCCAGCUGGAGAGUAAGUGGGCUGCGCUAGGAACUCUGAUCCAGGGGUAUGGACGGCUGCAGAGGAGGCUGGAGAACAUGGAGAACCUGCUGAAGAACAGGAACUUCUGGAUCCUGAGACUCCCCCCAGGCACUAGGGGGGAGGUCCCCAAGGUGCCGGUGACGUUCGAUGAUGUCGCCGUCUAUUUCUCCCGGGAGGAGUGGGAGAUGCUGGCAGAGUGGCAGAAGGAGCUGUACCAGGAGGUGAUGAGGGAGAAUUAUGCAAAUCUGAUUUCUCUGGCAGGGGACUGGCCCAGGCAGAGAAGCAAGAAGAAAAAUGAGGAGGAAUGUGCUGAAAAGUUGGAAGCCCCUGAGCUUCCGACUGGAAUCGGCUUGGCCAACGGCUCAGAGAAGGCAAAGAUCUGCAGCACUCGGAGUGCCCGCGUCCCAGAGCCAAGCAGCGAGGAAGGCGGCUGGCUGGGGCAGCUUGUUGAAGGUGGAAGAGGGAACAGCCACUGCAUGCAGCCCAGUGGGAAUCAGGGACCCAAGAAAAGGGCGAGACCACACAAGUGCGAUGAGUGCUGGAAAAGCUUCACCUGGAGAUCGGAGCUGGUUCAGCACCUCAGGACUCACACUGGGGAGCGGCCGUAUAAGUGUGCUGAGUGCGGGAAGGGCUUCAGUCAGCACGUCAACCUGACCAUCCACCAGCGUAUCCACACCGGCGAGCGGCCCUACCGGUGCAGUGAGUGUGGGAGGGGCUUUACCCAGCAUAUCAACCUGACCCUCCAUCAGAGAAUCCACACUGGGGAGCGCCCGUACCAGUGCAGUGAGUGUGGGAAAAACUUCAUCCGCAAAUCCAACCUGGCCAAGCACCAGAAGAUCCACACGGGCGAGAAGCCCUUCCAGUGCGCCCAGUGUGGGAAGAGCUUCGUGCACAAGUCCGGCCUGGUGUCGCACCACAGGACCCACACAGGGGAGCGGCCGCACCAGUGCGAGGCGUGUGGGAAACGCUUCGGCCACAAGUCGGGCCUGCUCUCGCACCGCAAGACCCACACGGGCGAGCGGCCCCACCAGUGUGCCCAGUGCGGGAAGAGGUUCCGGCAUAAGUCAGGCGUGGCCUCACACCAGAGCACCCACACGGGCGAGCGGCCUCACCAAUGCUCCCAGUGCGGCAAGCGGUUCUCCCGCACCUAUGAGCUCAUCUCCCACCAGCGCCUGCACACGGGGGAGCGGCCUUACCCAUGCGCCGACUGUGACAAGAGCUUUGUGCGCAAAUCUAACCUGGUGAAGCACCAGCGCGCGCACACGGGGGAGCGGCCCUACCAGUGCGGCCAGUGCGAGAGGAGCUUCUCCCAGAGGUAUGAGCUGGUGGCUCACCAGAUCACCCACACUGGGGAGAGCCCCUAUACCUGUGCCCAAUGCGGGAAGAUCUUCAGCCAGAAGUCAAACCUCGUGAAGCACGAGCGCAUCCACACCGGCGAGAGUCCCUUCCCCUGCACCCAGUGCGGGAAGAGCUUCAGCCAACGCGCCAACCUGGUGAAACACCAGCGGAUCCACACCGGGGAGCGACCAUUCCAGUGUGCCCACUGCGGGAAGAGCUUCAGCCAAAAGUGCGAGCUCGUGUCUCACGAGCGGAUCCACACUGGGGAGCGGCCAUUCCAGUGCACCCACUGCGGGAAGAGCUUCAGCCAGAAGACGAGUCUGAUCGCUCAUCAGAGGAUCCACACUGGAGAGAGACCUUACGGGUGCAGCGAAUGUGGGAAGAGGUUCAGCCGCAUGCAGCACCUCGUGUCACACCAGCGAAUCCACACAGGAGAGCGACCGUACCAGUGCACCGAGUGCGGGAAGAGCUUCAGCCAGAAGUCCAACCUUCUCACGCACCAGACCAUCCACACGGGGGAGAGGCCCUUUAAAUGCACGGAAUGUGGGAAAAGGUUCAGCCAGAGAAAAAGACUGAGGUAUCACCAGAGAAUCCACACCGGGGAGCGGCCGUACCCCUGCGCCCUGUGUGGGAAAGGUUUCGCCACCAAUUCCCGCCUGAAAUAUCAUCAGCGGAUCCAUUCGGGAGAGAGGCCUUAUCAGUGCAGCGACUGUGACAAACGCUUCCGGCACAAGUCGGCUCUGGCCUCCCACCAGGGCAUCCACACCGACGAGAGGCCUUACAAAUGCACCGAGUGCGGGAGCAGCUUCCGCCGCCGGAACGGGCUUGUCAAGCACCAGAGGAUCCACACGGGGGAGCGACCCUACCCGUGCGCGCAGUGUGGGAAGAGCUUCAGCACGAGGAGCACACUCACCGAUCAUCAGAGGACCCACACCGGGGAGAGACCCUACAACUGCAGCCACUGCGGGAAAAGCUUCAACCGGGUCUCGCAGCGCCGGAAACACCAGAGAAUCCACACGAAAAAGCGACCGGAAUGUGCCGAGUGUGGGAAAAGGUUCCGGAGUGAGAAGGAGCUCGCCACGCACCAGAGGGUCCACACUGGAGAGAAGCCAUACCAGUGUCCCCAGUGCCAGAGGCGCUACCAUCGGAAGAACGAACUGGCCAAGCACCUGAAAAGCCACGUGGGGAUGAAGCCAUAACCUCGGGCUUAGGGAAGCUGGGUGUGGAGAGCACCACACCAGACACGAACCAGCCCUCCAGGCCCAGCACUGCUCCAUUCCAGGAGUGUCUCGAGGAGACGUAUCUGUGAGUUAGGAAUGUGGGGAGGGAGAGGGAGUGGUCUUGCGAGGGCAAGGUGUGGUCAGGGAAGUAUCUCCCUACUGCUGUCCCUGUUCAGGGCCUGAGCCGGGAUUCCAAGGUGCAGGCAGGGCUGGAAAACCCUCUUUCACCAGACCCACAGAGCAAGGCAGUCUGGGAAUUGUAGGCCCCAGAGAGGCCAGGACUGUAAUAGGCCUGUUGAGAAAGGGCUGGGUUGGGGUAUAUAAGAAUCUACCUUCCCUCAAAUGCAGGAGAGACUCAGAGGGAGCCAGGAGGGGUCUCUGAGAAGAAGGGGCAGCUUAUCUAUCGUUUCGUUUGGUUUGGUUUGCUCAUUUUACAGAGAUAGAACUUUUGAUUUAGGGGUUGUCUACACACAAGUUUACACCAAUUUAGGUAAGUCAGUACAAACCCCUGUGUGGACACUCUUACUUCAGUUUAUUUGAGCAUAGAUUAAAUCUGUUCCUGGCCAAUUUAACAUAAAUGAAGUAAACCUGGUUUAAAGAGAGAGAAAAGUGUUCACAUGGUUUUUUAGACCUUUUAAUUAAAGAGGAUCAAUAUCAGACCUUCUGUUAAACUGGUGCAACUGAGCAUGUAAAUGUUUGGGAUUUGAAAUGACUGUGGGACAUCCCCUACCUCAAGGGGGACUGUCCUAAUUCCAGAAAGAUCGGGGAAUGAAAAGCCCUGAACCGCAGAUUGGGGUAAGGGAAAGGUGUUUUGUUUUAAAGGGGGCCAUGGCCAUGGCUCCUUGUUUGGUUUAGCGGGGUAACUGUAUGAUAGCCGUGCCCCAGCUCUGGCCUCCUGUGGCUCUGCUAAAGUUAAGGCGGAGAACUCCUUUCUCUUUAAAUGUUGGCUCUUCUGAGUGCUGUAACUUGGAUUGCUUGGAAAGAUACAUAUGGAACCAGGUGGGGAAAGUUUCCCUCUGAAGUCAAAUCUUGCACAGCCCCUGAAAAUUCCCACAAGAAAUGGCUGCUUUGUAAUAAACAUGCUCUGGUUCAACCACAAAA